AUGAGUUAUCAAUCGAUCGAUUGCCCGACCGACGUCCGAUCGAUCGGAUUCGGUUUGGUCCGGUCAGCCGCCUUGGUUCGGUUCGGUUCGGCUCGGCUCGGUUCGACU
Molecule: messenger RNA, 108 nt
Organism: Soboliphyme baturini
Lineage: Eukaryota; Metazoa; Nematoda; Enoplea; Dioctophymatida; Soboliphymatidae
Source: the annotation of a GenBank genome assembly